AUGAAGAAAGAUUCCCGCUUUUUUCAAAACAAUCCCUCUGAUACUUUACCAAAGUUCAAGUCAAGUGAAAUCUUUCUGGAAAAGAAUCUUGGGCAAGGGGAAUUUGGAGUGGUGUUUUCAAUCGGCGCCAUCAUUCAUAACAAUAAUAAUAAUAUUGCCAAAGUUGACGAUGACGAAAAACCAAAGAAUGAUCGCCACUCGGUGUCUCCUGAAAAUGAAACUACCGCAACCGACGAUGAAACUGAGAUGGCAGACGAUAGUCUCCGACAUGAUCACGGUCCUCAGGACGCCCCAACAAAAGUAGAGAUUUAUUUGGAUUGUAGACAUGGCCUCAAGGAUACUCCUCCCGGCCUUGAGCAACGAGACUUGGAUCUCUUGCUAGAACCCAAUGUAUCGAAAGGUUACAUGUGCAAACAUGCCAUACGUGACGGUAUGCCUCGAUACGCCAUCAAACGAUUGAAGAAAGAUUUGAAAGGCGAUGGAUUGGUCCAGGCAAUGGCCGAUUUGGCUUCUGAAGCCCAUUUUCUAAUGACUCUUCGGCAUCCCAACAUAUGCAGGAUGCGUGGAACUGUUGGGGAGCCUGGAAAGAGAGGAUUCGCCAUUGUGAUAGACCGCCUGACCCUGACACUUCGGCAGAAGAUGGCGGAAUGGAAAAAACAUGACGACAGAGGAUCUAUCGUUUCCAACCUCAAGAAGGUGCUUGGGACCGAAUCCCAAAGCAAAGUAGAAGCAAAGCUGGUGGUCCAAAAAGAAAUCUAUGGAGAAAAGCUAUUGGCAGCAUAUGAUGUCGCCAGGGCUCUUCGAUACUUGGCCGAUCAUUCUAUUGUCUUUCGCGACCUAAAGCCUGAGAAUCUUGCUUUUGAUCUGCGUGGAGACUUGCGUCUGUUUGACUUUGGAUUGGCAAAGGAACUGAAGGAGAAAGACAUGAGAGCUCCUGGCAUGUACAAAAUGACUGGUGUGACCGGAAGCCGUCGAUAUAUGGCACCUGAAGUUCUUAUGAGCAAGGAUUACGGUUUGGCUGUUGAUAUUUACUCCUUUGCGAUCAUGUUUUGGGAGAUGAUGGCAAACCGUAAUGCUUAUUUUUACUUGGGCCCUGAAAAACAUUUUGAAACGGUUGUUACCCGAAGGAAACGACCAAAUAUCAAGAAGAUGAUUUCGAAGAAAGUUGCUCCACAAGAUUCGACUAUUUGUGACUUGAUUGAAAAAGCUUGGUCACAUGACCCACGGAAACGACCAGGCAUGGAAAAGGUAUGCGAUGAACUAUUUUCUGAGAUUAUGAGUGCAUCUAGCGAAGAAAGCUCAAGGGUAGCAGUCGAUCGAUCUACGCAUCUCGCUGCUGGAAGUCUGAAAAGUCGGCUUGAUGACCCUUUGUGGUGUUAA
Molecule: messenger RNA, 1380 nt
Organism: Cylindrotheca closterium
Lineage: Eukaryota; Bacillariophyta; Bacillariophyceae; Bacillariales; Bacillariaceae
Source: the annotation of a GenBank genome assembly